AUGUUAGGCUGGGAUUACAUGAUAGGCAACAGUGAGACGGCCUAUAAUAAAGUGGCGUCACUUGUAAUGGGAUUUAAAGAAUCCAUUCUCGAAGAGAAAGAGCGAAAGAAAGACGAAAGAAAUUGGAAACGAAUCGCUUUGAGAGUAUUGGCCAACAUUUUGGUUUUGAUGCUAUUGGCGUCUUCAGCCUAUGGCGUGGUUCUGGUGGUCGAGCGCUCUCAAGAACCCCUCGAAAGCCCCUCGUGGCUCAGGGCUAAUGAAGUGACACUUGUCGUCGCCGGCAUUGGCAUUGUUUUCCCCAAUAUAUUUGAUUUGAUUGGAAAUAUGGAGGCAUACCAUCCCAGAAUCACUCUUCGCUGGCAGUUAGGGAGACCACAGAACUAACAGAUAUGAGAUUAAAUAUAACUUAUAAUAAGCUA
Messenger RNA from Oppiella nova, 419 nucleotides. NCBI's taxonomy places the organism in Eukaryota, Metazoa, Arthropoda, Arachnida, Sarcoptiformes, Oppiidae. The record is from the annotation of a GenBank genome assembly.